AAUCUACAUACUCUGUGCCUAGAGUUGCUUGCUAUCUAGAUACGCUUGCCACUGUGAAGUCUUCGAAUUAGCUCCUCUGAAUCUGCACAACAGACAAUACUCAAAUGUCUCGAGAAGCCUGUGUCAAUUUGCUCAAUAAGUCUAUUCAAGACGAACCGCUAGCCCGUCAGGUGGAGAAAUCCAUCGCUGAGCACGCUGCAGGUGAUGAGAAGCAAUAUAAAGACGAGGUGCGCUCCAAAGCUGCCAAUUUGAAAACAAACCCCGAGCUCCUGAAUGCCGUCAAGUCUGGACAACUUCCAGCAGCCCGCGUAGCAGAGCUGACUCCUGAGCAGAUGGCCACGCCCGAAAAGCGUGCUGAAAAUGAAGCUAUUCGGGAGGAAGAGCUCAACAAGACCCUUGCGGUCGAUACGCUGCAACCACAUACUUUGCAACAAGAUGAACUGGAUGAGGACGUGGGAAUCAUGCACAACACUGGACAAGAUGGUCUUGAAUUCGAUGCACCAAAUAGCGGAGCAUAGAAACACACCAUGAAGCUCAAUCCUCAUAGCUGUCAUUGAUACUGGUAAUUGUGGCCUGUACCCCC
Messenger RNA from Protomyces lactucae-debilis, 583 nucleotides. RefSeq lists its product as uncharacterized. Gene Ontology annotation, biological process: DNA-templated transcription. NCBI's taxonomy places the organism in Eukaryota, Fungi, Ascomycota, Taphrinomycetes, Taphrinales, Protomycetaceae. The transcript is spliced from 2 exons. The record is from RefSeq and is a predicted model, not a curated record. Bases 105 to 518 code for a protein of 137 amino acids.